AAUAGGUAACAGGUUGCAGUCGCGGAGGGAGAUGAACUUGUUGCCGUGUUAAUUUGCGUGGGAGCCCAUCGUGUCCCCUCCUCACCUCUCGGUGCGGACUUUGAUGGACGUGUGCGUGUGUGUGGAAAUAAUUGAACCGUCGUCGAAAGUAACAGAGAGGAGCCAGCGGACACAGUUUGAAGAAGAAGCAUGAGCGCACCAUCCUCAGGUCGCAAGACCCCAGUGGACCACGGUGUCCAGAUCCGCUUUAUCAAUGACCUCUGUGACACUGGCGGUUGGCAGCCUGGUUCCCAGCCCUAUCCCAAGACCAAGACCAAGACCCAGACUGCCUCCAAAUACGGUGUGGCAGUCAGAGUACAGGGUAUCGCUGGCCAGCCAUAUGUGGUCCUGAAGGAUGGAGAGAAAGGAGACUCAUAUGGGGUCCAACUCAGGACCCAGUACCCGUCUGGCUACAGUAGUCUCCCCCGAAGGAGAGAGGGGGCAGAGCCAGGAACACAAGGCGCAAAUGUUGGAGGAGGAAUUGGAGGAGUGCAAGGAGGUGCAUUACGCCGGGCCCAGUCCCAUGGGUCACUGCUGGACAGGGAUGGAGAGGAAGGGGCAGGUAAUGAGGAUUUACAGCUGUCUAGGCCACCAGGGGAUGGGAAGUCUGGUAGCUAUGGGAACCUGGAUGGGGGAUUAGGAGUGAGAGGAGAUAGAGAGCAGCCUCGGCGUGUCAGUGGUAGAGAGGGGGACAUGCAAAGGAAUAUGUGGGGCGGUUCGUAUCAGGCAGGGCUUAACGGGUCAGUGAGGGGCAGUCAGUCUUACACAGCCCCUCCGAAACAAACAAAUGAGUCUCAGUCCAGUCAGAGACAGACUCCUGUCAACAGACUAGUAAACAGGUUUGAUGGUGGUAACACUGGGGGCCAGAGAGGCCUUCUCGCUCCACAAGAAGAUCCCAGAGCUACAUCUCCUAUUGUCAGCCCCUACCCCUACACCUCACCUCCGUCCUCAACUCAUAGCAGCUUGGGACGCUACCAGGACACUAUCACCAGUUUUCCUGGACACUCUGCGAAUCAGUGGUCUUCACCAGGGAGAUAUGCUUCUGUGGCAACAACGCUGACCGACGCACAAGUGACCCCUGACCUUUUGCUGGACCAGGUUCAGAGUGCAGAGGUGAGCGACGAGGAGGAACAGGUCAUGCAGACCAUAUACAACAUCCUGAGGCAAGGAACAAACGAAAGUGAUGCUAUCAUCAGGCACAAAGUCAAGCUCAUCUUUCAGAAGAUUCAGACCAUAAAGUCCAAAGAAACCCAGAGGGAAGAGUGGAUGAGAGAAAAGAGGGAGCUUGAGAAAAAGACUGCUGACCUACAAACUGCCCUGCAGGGGCAAAAAAGGGACUCUGAUCCCGCUCUGAAAGCUGAGCUGGAGUCCUGUCUGGAUGAAAAUCUGCAACUCCGGGAGAUGCUGGACCGAAAGAAGACAGAACUAAAUGAAUCUCACUCAGAGCUGACUCAGCUGCGGAUGGAGCGGGAGAGCGCAGAGGCCCGGGUCAGAGAGAUGGAGGACCAGCUGGCUGAGCUUCAGGAUGAACUGCGAAGAGAAAACGGCAACAAGACGGACCUGAUGUCUUGUCAGGCAGAGCUGAUGGACGUCUGCCAACUGAAACACAAGCUGGAGGAGACGCUGAGGCAGAGAGAGAGGGAGCUGACGGCACUUAAGGGAGCCCUGAAGGAAGAGGUGGCCACACACGACAAGGAGAUAGAGGCCCUCAGGGAGCAGUACAGUGCCGACAUGGAGAAGCUUCGCAGCAGCAUGGAGCAGGUGUCUCAGUCUCACGCUGGGAUCGAAUCAGAGCGGUUGCGUGUCAAUGCCUCCGUUCGCUCUCUCCAGCAGCAGUUGGAGGACUGUCGAGAUGAGAGCAGCCACUGGAUGGAGCAGUUUCAUGCCACCAGAGAUGAACUUCGAAUGACUAAACAAGAAGAGCCACCCAGCAGUCCUGAAACACCACUCCUGCAAGCUCGUCUGGAAAAAGAGGAGUCUGAGGAGGAACUGAAGGAGCUCCAGGAGAGAGUGAGCACCAUGAAAAAACAGACACCGGACCCCGGCCACACACAGACUCUCAACCAGGAGCUCCAGCGAUGCAGUGCUGAUCUGCAGAAGGCCAAGUCUGAGCUGGAGAAGCACAGGACCGAGUUUGACAGGAAGGUCAUGGAGGUCAUCUCGAUAAAAAAAUCUCACCAGAACCAAGAGGCAGAGUUGAAGUAUGAGAUCGACAGGAUGAAGGGCCAAUUGCAUAGGGCCAAAGAAGAGGUGGCCAAGGCACAGGAGAAAAGCAAACGGCUCCCAGACCCAGCCACCAUUUCGGAGCUGGAGCAGAAGCUGGUCGGGGCACAGAGUGAAGCUAGCCAGCUCAAAGAGAAACUCUCAUUGGCUGAAGAGGAACUGGAAGCCAUUAAAACACAACUCAGUAAAGCUCAGAUGGACUUUAAUUUGCUCCAAGAUUCCCAGCAGGAGCAGAAAGACACCAACACACGUCUGAAGGAGAAACUCUCACGGUUGGAGGCUCAGCUGCAGACCAGCGCCACAGAGAGCUCAGAGACAGAGCUCGCCCUCCACUCUGAGGUGAGUGGCCUGAGAUCUGAGCUAGAAGAGGCCAAGAGAAAAGCCUCCCGACUGAGCCAGGAGCACCGCGAACGCAGCCUGCGCCUGGAGGAUACGGAGAAAGACAAGGAGACACUCAGGCAGACCAUCAACCAGCUGGAAGAGACCAAACGACAGCAGGAGAGAGCUCUGGAGAAGCUCAACAAAGAGCAUGAGUCUCUGACCAUGUCCUCAAGAGAGGAGACACAGGCUCUCAGGGUUCAGCUGGAGGAGCAGCGAGAGAAAGCACGCAAGGAAAUGCAGGAGGUGCACCGUCAUGGAAACGACGCCCAGACUGAGCUUGAGAGAAACCAUCUAAAUCUAAGGAGACUGGAGGAAGAAAUGUCACGGCAGAAGAAGGAGAUCCUACUUGUGUGCGAGGAGAGAGACAACCACCAGCUGGACAAAGAGCUUCUUGCCAACAGACUGCGCCACCUUGAGGGAGAGAUGGAGGCCAGCAAGAACAACCACAAUGAGAAAACCCGGGAGAUUCGCAUCCUGGAGGACAAGCUGAAGCGCAUGGAGUUGGAACUGGAGGAGGAGAGGAGCAGUGUGGAGAUGCUGACAGACCGGGUGGAUAGGAGCAGAGACCAGAUCGAUCAGCUCCGCUCUGAGCUCAUGCAGGAGAGGUCCUCCAAACAGGACCUGGAGCUGGACAAGAACGCCAUGGAGAAACAUCUGAAGGAGCUCAGGAGUCGUGUGGCCGACAUGGAGGGUCAGUCCCGCUCCUCAGCAGGAGUCUCCCAGCUGGAGAACAAGAUCCAGGAGCUUGAAGAACUCCUACGCAGUGAGGAAAGAGAGAAGAACUCUGUCUUUGCGUCUCAACGUCGACUUGAGAGGAAACUUAAAGACCUUAGUAUGACACUGGACGAGGAGAGACAAACACACACUGACCAGAGUGACAAGUUUGCUUUGAGGGUGAAGGCUCUGAAGAGGCAGGUGGACGAAGGAGAGACAGAGCUGGAAAGGAUCGAUGGUCUGAGGAGAAAAGCUCAGAGAGACAUGGAGGAGCAGAUGGAGUUCAAAGACGCCUUGCAGACCAGAGUCACUGCUCUGGAGUUGGAACUUAAGAGGAAAACUCAGGCAGCCAUGCGUCCAGCUUUGGAUUCAUCAGCCCUGAGCUCAGAUGAUGAUGACAGCCUUUACGACCCGUCCACCAUCACCUCCAUCCUGACGGAGGGCAACCUCCAUACCAGCUCCUGUUGAAGCAGCACUUUGGGGACAGGGUGAAAGGUGGGAGAACAUAGCACUGCGAGUGUAGGAUAUCUGGUGUGUACAGUAGUACUGUAGUUGGGAGCAAAGCCAAAAGGCAGAAUGGCAUGCCCUAAAUAUAAAUUAUAUAUUGUAGAGGUUAGUGCGGGCUUGAUUUUCCACCCCUGAUUGAAUGGAAGGAAACAAAACAUCCUCUACAUGUCAAGGAAUUCCCUUCUGUCAACCAUGUACGCAGAUGUUCUCCACAGAGCAGUUGGAACAAAUCUUAUUCAUGCACACAGUACACUACCAAUAUGUCUCCGGCCAUUUUAAAGUUGAGAUUCUUACUUCGAGCACUUAUGGUACUAUGUCUGGCUUUGACUGAAUGAUGAACUGUACUCUCAUCAUUUCCUGGUGUAAACAGUUUACAUGUCAUACUCAAGUUUUUCUCCGUAGCUCAGCUGUAAAACCUGACUGAACUCAUAAAAUCCUGCCCCAUGCACAGAAAUGAGGUAGAACCACAGGUAAACAAGGACCGAAUGUUCACACUUUUCACAUUAUGAUCGACACAAGUGAGCACUACAACAAUAAGGCCCCGAGUGCUGUUUUUCCUCAAAGUUAAUUUGAGUAACCAGAUCUAACCAUCUAAAGUGCUGUAAAUAACUCUUGCUGAACGAAAUCCGGAUUUUGUUAUCUGAAAACAAAAUAUAUAUUUUUAGCCAUUGUAUGUGUCUGUCUACAGUUGUCACACCGUACACUACUGUAUAAUAUUUAAUGUAACGUCUCAAAUAGGUUUUCUUAGACAAAGACACAGAUUCUUAUUCCAAACUAGUAAUAAAUAGCACAUACCAGACAGAAACCUCCUGUUUCUGUCACAGAUUAAGAUUAAUUUAGCUGUUGCUGGUGAGUCAUUAUUCACUGAACCUGUAAUAGUUUCCUGGUGCGACAGACUUUAGAUCUUUGGUUUUGUGGUUCAUUACUUUGAGGACAUUUCGCUUACAAAAUAACUUUAAUUGUCAGAAUAUGGUUGUUAUGCUUUUAAAGCGACAAAAUGGCCAAAAAUAUUUUUCUCUGUGUCGUAGAAACUCUCACAAGAUUGAAGCCGCAUAAUUUCAAUACAUUCCCUUGUAAGAAAUCAAUGAAAAAUAUGUACUGUCAUUUAAUUUCAAUGCCUUAAAAUUGUUUAAAAAAAUUAUUUGUCAAAAUGAUUAUUUUGUAAAGUUUUGGAGAUUUGAGUCUUAAACUAGUUUUGUAAAGGGUUGAACAAUCAGUUGAAGUUAUAAUUGUUUUACAUUUUGCUGCAAUGUAAUGUUUCUUUCUAUCUAGUGGAACUGGAAAAUGGUACAUAUGAUUUAUUAGUCAGUGGAAUAUAAAUAUGUUGAAUUUAAGGUGCUGGUACAUACUGUAAUUGUUGAAUGGAAAAGUGACUGUACUUCACUUAAUAGAUCCUUUUUUUCUAUUGAGUAUGAAUUGACGAACAGUAAUACUAUCAAGUUAAAAUGUUAUACAUGUAUAAUCUUUGUCAUAAUUACAGAAUGUUAGUGAACCAUUUUUGGCACAUUUCAUGAUAUACAAUUUCCUCAUAGUUUUUGAACUUUUCCACUUUGAACCAGGCAUAUUCUCUUUGUUUUUACGUAAAACCUUACUUUGAUAACAGUGUUGGGGCAAAAAUAUAUAUUACUUUAUGAUUAUCUGUCAUCAGGGGGGAAAUAAGUUUCCCCCUAGCACUCUGAAUAAAACCCUAAAACAGA
Messenger RNA from Scophthalmus maximus (turbot), 5561 nucleotides. It is a transcript of the gene cgna, whose product is annotated as cingulin. The record is from RefSeq and is a predicted model, not a curated record. The coding region runs from base 190 to 3825 and encodes 1211 amino acids. Gene Ontology annotation, cellular component: myosin complex. Lineage: Eukaryota; Metazoa; Chordata; Actinopteri; Pleuronectiformes; Scophthalmidae. The transcript has 21 exons.